CGUCAAGGGGCUAGCCAAAAAUCCCAAGAGAAAACGGGUUGGACAGAAACCAUAUUUACAUGAACAUGCCUAUAGUUUAAACUGUUGCAUAUACUACUAGAGCGACACUCUUGCCUCUGGCCACGUGGUCCCACACAGCAUGGCCACCUUUAGCUUCCGGAGCACCGGUUCCGUGUGACGUCAACUUGACGGAAUCCUAGGUAGGAGGAUUGGGAUAGGCGAGGGCAGUUCCGGCCCAGGGGCGGGGAUUAUGUAAUUUUCCCAAAAGCCCCACCUCGCCUCAGCCGGGCGGGGGAGAGGGAGGUCUCGCGCUUUCCCCGGGGUUACGUCCCGCCCCGCAGGCUGUGCGCAGGCGCUGACGAGCCGCUCGCAUUCUACGUAACGGACGGCGGAGGCUACGUGAAGAGAGGUGCGGCGUGACUGAGCUACGGUUCUGGCUGCGUCCUAGAGGCAUCCAGGGCAGUAAAACCGCUGCGAUCGCGGAGGCGGCGGCCAGGCCGAGAGGCAGGCGGGGCAGGGGUGUCGGACGCAGGGCGCUGGGCCGGGUUUCGGCUUCGGCCACAGCUUUUUUUCUCAAGGUGCAAUGAAAGCCUUCCACACUUUCUGUGUUGUCCUUCUGGUGUUUGGGAGUGUCUCUGAAGCCAAGUUUGAUGAUUUUGAGGAUGAAGAGGACAUAGUAGAGUAUGAUGAUAAUGACUUCGCUGAAUUUGAGGAUGUCAUGGAAGACUCUGUUACUGAAUCUCCUCAACGGGUCAUAAUCACUGAAGAUGAUGAAGAUGAGACCACUGUGGAGUUGGAAGGGCAGGAUGAAAACCAAGAAGGAGAUUUUGAAGAUGCAGAUACCCAGGAGGGAGAUACUGAGAGUGAACCAUAUGAUGAUGAAGAAUUUGAAGGUUAUGAAGACAAACCAGAUACUUCUUCUAGCAAAAAUAAAGACCCAAUAACGAUUGUUGAUGUUCCUGCACACCUCCAGAACAGCUGGGAGAGUUAUUAUCUAGAAAUUUUGAUGGUGACUGGUCUGCUUGCUUAUAUCAUGAAUUACAUCAUUGGGAAGAAUAAAAACAGUCGCCUUGCACAGGCCUGGUUUAACACUCAUAGGGAGCUUUUGGAGAGCAACUUUACUUUAGUGGGGGAUGAUGGAACUAACAAAGAAGCCACAAGCACAGGAAAGUUGAACCAGGAGAAUGAGCACAUCUAUAACCUGUGGUGUUCUGGUCGAGUGUGCUGUGAGGGCAUGCUUAUCCAGCUGAGGUUCCUCAAGAGACAAGACUUACUGAAUGUCCUGGCCCGGAUGAUGAGGCCAGUGAGUGAUCAAGUGCAAAUAAAAGUAACCAUGAAUGAUGAAGACAUGGAUACCUACGUAUUUGCUGUUGGCACACGGAAAGCCUUGGUGCGACUACAGAAAGAGAUGCAGGAUUUGAGUGAGUUUUGUAGUGAUAAACCUAAGUCUGGAGCAAAGUAUGGACUGCCGGACUCUUUGGCCAUCCUGUCAGAGAUGGGAGAAGUCACAGACGGAAUGAUGGAUACAAAGAUGGUUCACUUUCUUACACACUAUGCUGACAAGAUUGAAUCUGUUCAUUUUUCAGACCAGUUCUCUGGUCCAAAAAUUAUGCAAGAGGAAGGUCAGCCUUUAAAGCUACCUGACACUAAGAGGACACUGUUGUUUACAUUUAAUGUGCCUGGCUCAGGUAACACUUACCCAAAGGAUAUGGAGGCACUGCUACCCCUGAUGAACAUGGUGAUUUAUUCUAUUGAUAAAGCCAAAAAGUUCCGACUCAACAGAGAAGGCAAACAAAAAGCAGAUAAGAACCGUGCCCGAGUAGAAGAGAACUUCUUGAAACUGACACAUGUGCAAAGACAGGAAGCAGCACAGUCUCGGCGGGAGGAGAAAAAAAGAGCAGAGAAGGAGCGAAUCAUGAAUGAGGAAGAUCCUGAGAAACAGCGCAGGCUGGAGGAGGCUGCAUUGAGGCGUGAGCAAAAGAAGUUGGAAAAGAAGCAAAUGAAAAUGAAACAAAUCAAAGUGAAAGCCAUGUAAAGCCAUCCCAGAGAUUUGAGUUCUGAUGCCACCUGUAAGCUCUGAAUUCACAGGAAACAUGAAAAAUGCCAGUCCAUUUCUCAACCUUAAAUUUCAGACAGUCUUGGGCAACUGAGAAAUCCUUAUUUCAUCAUCUACUCUGUUUGGGGUUUGGGGUUUUACAGAGAUUGAAGAUACCUGGAAAGGGCUCUGUUUCAAGAAUUUUUUUUUCCAGAUAAUCAAAUUAUUUUGAUUAUUUUAUAAAAGGAAUGAUCUAUGAAAUCUGUGUAGGUUUUAAAUAUUUUAAAAAUUAUAAUACAAAUCAUCAGUGCUUUUAGUACUUCAGUGUUUAAAGAAAUACCAUGAAAUUUAUAGGUAGAUAACCAGAUUGUUGCUUUUUGUUUAAACCAAGCAGUUGAAAUGGCUAUAAAGACUGACUCUAAACCAAGAUUCUGCAAAUAAUGAUUGGAAUUGCACAAUAAACAUUGCUUGAUGUUUU
Molecule: messenger RNA, 2513 nt
Organism: Pan troglodytes (chimpanzee)
Lineage: Eukaryota; Metazoa; Chordata; Mammalia; Primates; Hominidae
Gene: CCDC47
Product: coiled-coil domain containing 47
Exons: 13
Coding region: 584-2035 (483 amino acids)
Biological process (GO): endoplasmic reticulum calcium ion homeostasis
Cellular component (GO): endoplasmic reticulum
Molecular function (GO): calcium ion binding
Source: RefSeq, a predicted model, not a curated record